AUGACCCCAUCCACAUCUCCGCAGAAAGGCAAAGCCAAGGACAAAGACCAGAACAUCCACGAACAAAUGGCCUCCCCCGAACCCAUCCACCCUCCCUCACACCGACCUGAAUACAUGACCGUUGGAUCUGGUAUUCAACCUUCGCACGCUGCUGCAUUGGUCGAACAGCUGGAACGCGACUCGGGCUACGGAAGCAUGCCGGGAGACAAUCAACAAAUCGGUGGCGAAAUGCGGUCUUGGGAGGAUCAACUGCUGGUCGAUCGUCCAACUCCUGCUCACACUCCCCAGAUCAACGGCCAGGCUGCGCAUAUGUCUGACACCGAGAAGAGGGCUCUAGCAGGCCAUGUCCAUCAGCUCUACUACAACCAAAAUCGUGUCGCCCUGGCCAAAGCCAUUGGCCAGACGGUCGAACUUCUCAAAUCCCUCCAGGAAAUGAAUGCACAAUGGCCCGCUCAUUAUCCUUCAGUCCAGAGAUCCGCCGAUGAUAAACGAGAACCCCGCCCAUCAUUAACACAAACCCAAUCCACAAGAGACACCUCCGACUUUCCCCACGACCUCGCACUCAAGAAACUAGGCGGCCGACCUGGUGCCCUUCGAAGAUAUGGUACAUCAAUAGGAGAGGGUUCAUCCUCAGCCGAAUCUAGCCAAAUAGCACAGCGGACGGCCACACCUGAACCCAGGCUCAUCACUCCUCAAAUUGCGCAAGAAUUUUCCAUACUCAAAUUAGAUCUCAAGGUUGGCGCGCUUUCACAGACGGAGCUGGUUCAUUCCCUGGAAAAGAAGUCGAUAGCUUCUCUACUCGAUGGCAAGAUUGGCCAAAGUGUUCGCCAUUUACUUGCAUUGCGCGACCGGAUAGAAGACACCUCCAGCAAAGUUCUGGUAACGGGUGAUCUCAACGCUGGAAAGUCGACGUUCUGCAACGCGCUGCUACGGAGGAAGAUCCUACCAGAAGAUCAACAACCUUGCACGAGUAUCUUCUGUGAGGUAUUGGAUGCCAAAGAAAAUGGUGGUCUCGAGGAAGUCCACGCCGUCCACAAAGAAGCCAUCUAUAAUCGGAAUGACGAAAGCACCUAUGAUGUCUUCCCCUUACAUGAGCUUGAAAAGAUUGUUGUUGACAACGACCGCUACCUUCAGUGCAAGGUUUACGUCAGAGAUGUACGGACCAUUGAUCAGUCGUUACUAAACAACGGUGUAGUUGAUAUCUCUCUCAUCGAUGCGCCAGGACUCAAUUCUGACUCGGUCAAAACGACGGCGGUGUUUGCCCGCCAGGAGGAGAUUGAUGUGGUUGUCUUUGUGGUGUCUGCCGCCAACCACUUUACACUAUCCGCCAAGGAAUUCAUAUGGCAAGCCGCGCAUGAGAAGGCGUAUAUCUUUAUGGUGGUGAAUGGAUUUGAUAACAUUCGAGACAAGGAACGGUGUCAGAAACUCAUCCUCGAACAAUUAGGUCACCUCAGUCCACAGACAUUCAAAGAGGCUCAAGAACUGGUUCACUUUGUUUCUAGUAAUGCUGUUCCCACCCAACCAGCACCAGUGCCCGGUGGAGGUGAUGGAGGGGGCGGAGCGGACCCGUCGCCCCCAGGCGAUGAUGAUAACGAUGAUUCGAGUAAAGGAAAAGGAAAAGACAAGGAAAAGAUCCAAGACUUUGAAAUGCUCGAAAGUGCUUUACGAAGGUUUGUCCUGGAGAAGCGAGCUAGAUCGAAAUUGGCGCCGGCAAAGACGUACUUGAUGAAUUGUUUGGGAGACAUGAACGUGUUGGCCAAUGUCAACCGAGAUGUGGCCAAUUCCGAGUUGGAAAGGGUAUCGAAGGAGCUUUCGGAGAUUGAGCCUGAAUAUGAGGAAAGAUCGAAACAACGGAGUGUCGUGUCGGAGCAGCUGGAGAAGGACAUUGAUUCUACGGCGAAUGAUGUUUAUAAUCAUACUCGUUCAACAUUGUCCAGCACCAUCAGCAACGUGGGUAACGGUGACCUGGGGGUUGAGUAUCCUGGCCUGUUGUCCGCAUUCCAGUAUGCGGAGGAUUUAAGGAUAGCCAUGCUCGAUCAGAUCUCGGCAGCAGUGACACAAUGUGAGAACUACGGUCGCAGUCAAACGGUCAAGGGUGUGGACAUGGUCAAGUCACUUGGUCUAUUACAUGUUGGAGACAGCUACGAAAACCUCACAUUCCAAGCCGAUCGAAUGUUCCAACGGCGGAGAGACGCUCUUGUGCGAACCGUUGAUACUGAUGUGGAGCUUCUGGACUUUUUCGAUGUUGCUGGCCUGUGGGAACGACAGGAAAAGACAGUGGGCACGGGUCUUGCUCUCACAGUGGUGGGUACAGUUGGAUCUCGGGCCGUUGGUGGUGUGGGUUGGAUAGAUGGAGCCUUUGGAGCGGCCAAAGUGGUGGGAAGUCGAAAUCUGAGGAGGCUGUUUGUGCCGGGUGUUGUGGCUGCUGCGAUCGUGGCAGUCGCCUAUAUUCUAUCGACUAUCCCACAAACACUUCCACCACGGCUGGCAGCUAAGUUGUCGGCGACACUGUCUCAGAUGGAUUACACACACAGCAAUUCAGCACGAAUAGCAUCAGAAGUGCGACGAGUAUUGCGAUUCCCGGCUGAGAGACUCAGUGGUGAUCUGCAGAGCGGUGUCGAAGAACUGAGAAAGAAGAAAGAGGACGUGACCAAGAUCAAGAAGGAGAGUGAGGUGGCCCGAAAAUACUUUGGCAACCUGGUCCGAGAUUCUAGCGAGACGCGAAGACGCGUGUCCGGGAUUGACCUCGAAGGAACGAUACCCGGAGCCGCUGGAGCAACCUCCGCGCAUGGGGGCUUUCUCAAUCGUGUCUUUGGCAACAAGAAAGACAAGGAUGUAGAUUCCGACACUUCAGGCUCCAGAAUCAGUAUUGACAGCAACAAAGCCUCGCCUAUCAACAGCUUAAACUCCUCCGACCAACCCUCCAGUCCCAAAAACGAGUCUCUGGCUCGACAGGCCAGCGACGAAACCAGCACCGCUUCCCCCACCACAGACAGUAAAAAGCGAAGGAGCAGCAGUGCCAAAGCAAAAGAGAUCUUCACUCAGGCCAAAAACUCGUUGAUCCACGGCGAUCGAGACGGUCCUCAAACCCCAAUGCAGAAACUCUCAAAGACCGACGCCGCCUUGAGCGUGCCUCAAGGUUCCUUGAACAAUUCGGCUGGCGAGUCACAACCCACUCCCAAUUCCUCAUUUCGUGUUGGGGUGACUGAAGACAAGAACAAGAAAUGCCGCCGAACCAUGGAAGACACCCACUCUUAUCUCUACAAUUUCCUGGGAACUCCCGCGCCCGUGGUGUCCUCGGACGCAUCCUUGACCAAGAAAACCUCGAUAGAGGACCGAGCCAGUCUGACCACUGUUCCGUCGGAGACUGCUCACCACGUCGCCGAGACGGAUAAUGGAUACUUUGCCAUUUUUGAUGGGCAUGCCGGCACAUUUGCUGCCGAGUGGUGCGGGAAAAAGCUACAUGUCAUCUUGGAGGAUUUGAUGCGAAAAUACCCCAACACUGCGGUGCCCGAAUUACUCGAUCAGACCUACACGUCGGCAGAUACGCAAUUAGAAAAGCUGCCCUUGAAGAACAGUGGGUGUACGGCCAUUACGGCGGUGUUGAGGUGGGAAGAUCGUGUUCCUACCAAUCAUUCAGCUACAGGAUCGCAAGCCAUUGCGCCUCUUGCGGCGGCGGCGGCCAAAGAAGCAGAGAAACUGGAAGCCAAGGAUGCGACACCACGAUCCAACUCGACGGCCGAGGCGGCAGCGGCAGCGAUUCAGGAAGCCAAACAGAAGGCGACGCGACAAAGGGUACUUUAUACUGCCAAUGUGGGAGAUGCACGCAUUGUGCUCUGCCGCAAUGGAAAGGCGCUCCGACUUUCAUAUGAUCACAAAGGAAUGGAUGAGAAUGAAGGGCGCCGAAUUUCCAAGGCGGGAGGGCUAAUAUUGAACAACCGAGUCAAUGGAGUGUUGGCUGUGACGCGUGCGUUGGGUGAUUCAUAUCUGAAAGAUUUGGUCACGGGGCAUCCAUAUACCACGGAAACGGUGAUCCAGCCCGAUCAAGAUGAAUUCUUGAUACUCGCUUGUGAUGGAUUGUGGGAUGUCUGCUCCGACCAGGAGGCGGUAGAUUUGAUUCGACAGGUUCAAGAUCCACAGGAAGCAUCUCGAAUGUUGGUGGAAUAUGCACUGGCACGAUUUUCCACCGACAAUCUGUCGGUGAUGAUUGUUCGAUUUGAUUCACAAAAGCUGCAGAACAAUACCAAGAUCGACAUUGGAGUCGAGACGGAGGGCAACAAGGAUAAAGGUGCCAUCAGUGAGGUAGAAAUGAUUGUGGCCGAGGCACGCCGACAUUCUGGGAUUGCUCAAGAAACCGCGAUUUCGGAUCAAGACUCGGAAGAGUUGAAACAGAAUGUGAUCAAAGAACAGGAGAAUGAGGAUCAAGAACCUGGACCGGAGCUCACACCUGAAGGGGGGCCCGAAGCAGAGAAACUCUUGUCGGAGAAGAAAGAAAAUGGGAACAAGGGAGUGAGUGAGAGCUAG
This is a messenger RNA of Exophiala bonariae, 4524 nucleotides long. RefSeq lists its product as uncharacterized. Gene Ontology annotation, biological process: mitochondrion localization; mitochondrial fusion. The transcript is spliced from 4 exons. Gene Ontology annotation, molecular function: cation binding; GTP binding; GTPase activity. Gene Ontology annotation, cellular component: mitochondrial outer membrane. Lineage: Eukaryota; Fungi; Ascomycota; Eurotiomycetes; Chaetothyriales; Herpotrichiellaceae. Bases 1 to 4524 code for a protein of 1507 amino acids. The record is from RefSeq and is a predicted model, not a curated record.